UGAUAGCCUCCUCCAGUGAGACAAAAUGCUGCCUCCCAUGGCCACUGUUGCUUGGCUGGUGCUCUCCUGCCUGAUGCUCCAAACCCAGGUGAAAGGGGAAGACCUGCAGAACGAAGAGCUGUCUCCACGAGCCAGAUGCCCCAAAGGCUCCAAGGCUUAUGGCAACUACUGUUAUGCCUAUUUUAAGAUUUCAAAAUCCUUUAUGGAUGCAGAUUUUGAAUGCCAGAAACGUCGCAAUGGACACCUUGUGUCUGUGCUCACUGAGUCUGAGGGAUACUUUGUGGCCUCCCUCAUCAAGAACAGUGGAAAUACAUCCUCUUAUGUCUGGAUUGGACUCCAUGACGUCACAGAGAAUCAACCCCAGGCAAGUGGAUGGGAGUGGAUUAAUGGUGAUCUGGUGAACUACCUGGCCUGGGAGAAAGGAGUUCCUACGAAUUCCGGGUUCUGUGGGGCUGUUGUUAGCAGAACAGGCUAUGAAAAAUGGCAAAAUUUUAACUGUAAAACUUUGCUGCCCUAUGUCUGCAAGUUUGAGAGCUAA
Molecule: messenger RNA, 538 nt
Organism: Sorex fumeus (smoky shrew)
Lineage: Eukaryota; Metazoa; Chordata; Mammalia; Eulipotyphla; Soricidae
Product: regenerating islet-derived protein 3-gamma-like
Exons: 5
Coding region: 26-538 (170 amino acids)
Biological process (GO): antimicrobial humoral immune response mediated by antimicrobial peptide; response to peptide hormone; positive regulation of cell population proliferation
Molecular function (GO): peptidoglycan binding; signaling receptor activity; oligosaccharide binding
Source: RefSeq, a predicted model, not a curated record